GCCGCGCUGUGGCGGCCGCCUCCCUCCCUGAGUACAAAGAAGGAGGGAAGGCGCUCCCGGGGGCACUGAGGCUCCCGGGCCCGCGGCUGGGGGAGCGCGGCGGCGUGGGGCGCGAUCGUGUCUCUACUCCGAAAGGGAUUUGAAAAUUACUUAAUACCUGGUUUUGUUGCAGUGAACAUAUAUUUUUCUUUACCUUUUUCUUUUUGUUUUCCUUUGUUUUUAGCAUGAAUGGAAGGGGGGGUGGUGGGGAGAGGAAAAAAUAAUGAACUGAAAGGAAGGGAGAGGAACAAAUCACUACCUUUUCAUCGUGAAAGUACUUAAUUAAAUCUUCUGUAAUAUGUAUACAUCAAUACAAAAAAAAAAAAUGUUUCUGAACCCACGCAAGAAAUCUGGCCUAAAAUAUAUGCAAACCUGAAAAUCAGUUUUGUUUGGUUCAUUACUGCACAAGUGUUUUAUAUAAAAUGGAACUCUUCUAGCAGAGGGUUUAAAGUAUUCCAUGUACUCAGAAAAUCUCUUAUAGCUUCAUUAGGCAACUUCCCUGGGAAUCUGACAGACAUAUGUUCAUAUCUAUUCUCCUUGUUUCAGGAUAGAUAUCUGGCUUAAAAUUAGUGUCUUGAUCACAAGAUUGUGGGUUCCUUAAAAACCCAGUGUGUAGUAGGGAAUGGUCCCUUCUUUUGAGAAAUUUAAAAUCAGAAUCAUUUAGGUUGGAUAAGACCUCUAAAAUCAUUGAAUCCAGUCAUUAACCCAGCACUGCCAAGCCCACCACUAAACCCUGUCCAUAAAUUUACACAUCUACAACAUAUUUUAAAUACCUCCAGGGUGGUGACUCAGGCAGUUCCUUGGGCAGCAUAUUCCAAUAGUUAACAAGCCUUUCCUUAAAGAAAUUUGUCCUAAUAUCUAAUUUAAACCUCCCCUGGCACAAUAUGAGGUCAUAUCCCCUUGUCUUGUCACUUGGUGCUUGAGACCAACCCAGCUUCAACCUCUUUUCAGGUGGUUGUGGAGAGUGAUGUCGCCCCUGAACUUCCUUUUCUUCAGCGUAAACACCCCCAGCCCCCUCAGCUGCUCCAGACCUUUCCUCAGAUCUGUUGCCUUUCUCUGGACAUGUUCCAGCACCUUCCUGUAGUAAAAGGCCCAAAACUGAACACAGGGUUCAAGAUGUGGUCUUAGCAGUGCCAAGUCUAGGGGGACAAUCCCUGCCCUGGUCCUGCUGGCCACACUAUUGCUAAUACAGGAUGCUAUUGGCUUUCUUGGACAAAUAUCGCUAUAUCUAAAAAUUACUUGGUGUUUUUAAUUUUAGCUCUGAGAUGAAAAAAUUAUUUCCUGAAAAUCUACUGUUCACCAAGUCCUUGCUGAACUUGUAUUUGUGAGGCAGUAGAAGCUAUGGACAAGAAGGUGGCUAUAUACUACGCAUAUCUUCAGCAAGCUCAAGCAUUUUACUCGUUUCCGUUCCAUCAGGUGAUGACUGCAAUGCCCAACAUGGAAAUGAUGACUAUGCAGCCGACUCAGGAGGGCAUUCCAGAGCCAAACAUUGCUCAGGAGCCUCCAAAAGAAGUUAAAAAGGGGGGAAGGAAAAGAAAACCCAAAGCAACUGAGCCAAAGCAACCCAAAAAGCCUGCUGCUAAAAAAGAAAAACCAGCCAAGUCAAAAGGCAAACAAGAAAAGAUCACAGAUACUUUUAAAGUCAAAAGAAAAGUGGACCGUUUUAAUGGUGUAUCUGAAGCUGAACUUCUGACCAAGACUUUGCCUGAUAUUUUGACCUUUGAUCUGGAUAUUGUGAUAAUUGGCAUAAACCCUGGCCUGAUGGCAGCUUACAAAGGACAUCAUUACCCAGGACCUGGAAACCAUUUUUGGAAGUGUCUGUUCAUGUCUGGUCUAAGUAAUGAACAGCUGAACCACAUGGAUGACCACACCUUGCCACAUAAAUAUGGGAUUGGAUUUACAAACAUGGUUGAAAGGACAACACCUGGAAGCAAAGACCUCUCCAGCAAAGAGUUUCGGGAAGGAGGGCGAAUUCUGAUGCAGAAACUACAAAAGUAUAAACCUCGUAUAGCAGCUUUUAAUGGAAAAUGUAUUUAUGAAAUUUUUAGUAAAGAAGUUUUUGGAAUUAAAGUUAAGAACUUGGAGUUUGGGCUGCAGCCACAUAAAGUGCCAGAUACAGAAACUCUCUGCUAUGUUAUGCCAUCGUCCAGUGCAAGAUGUGCUCAGUUUCCUCGGGCACAAGAUAAAGUUCAUUAUUAUAUUAAGCUGAAAGACUUAAGGGAUCAACUGAAAGGCAUCACACCCAACACAGAGGUCCAGGAGGUGCAGUACACAUUUGACUUGCAACUUGCACAAGAGGAUGCGAAAAAGAUGGCUGUCAAAGAAGAAAAGUAUGACCCAGGCUAUGAAGCAGCAUAUGGAGGAGCUUACUGUGACCGUGCAACGUAUGACACUGACCAGUGCAGCUUGUCUUCAAAUGGAACUGCAGGAAGCAAUCCACAGUACUGCGAAGGGUCCUUUAGUGAGGUUCCUAACGGACAGUGGAUGACACAGUCCUUUGCAGACCAGAUUCCAGAGUUCAAUGCUGGCAUGACGCAGGAGGAGGAGGGAAGCAGCGUUUAGGAGCUGUUCCUUCUUGGCUAUGCACACAUGCUGCAGUUUUAAUGCAGUGAUCAAGAUUGGUACCUCGGUUCUCCAACUGAAGCAUCUGAAUAGUAUUUUAUCUCCCCUAGUUAUUUUAUUAUAGUCCAAAGUAAGUGUGUGGUAGGCUGAAAUCAAUGAACCAGAUAAUUCAAACUUUCUUUAAAAAAGUUAGCCCUUUUUAGUAUAUGAGGUUUAUAUUUAAUGUAUACCAUUUCUUGAAGUUUUGACAAAUUGCUUUCUCAUUUGUGAAGAUUUCUUUGGGUUGUUAAUUUUAUUCCAUAAAUUGCAACGUGGUAGGAACAGCAGCAGUAUAUUUUUUACUGAUGCCUCAAUAUUUGGAUAUCUCUUAAUACUUUUAUAUCUAGAGGGGAAAAUGGAAAAUGUACCCUUACCUUGUGUGAAGCGGUGUUUUUAAUCAUGCACAGUUAAGGAAAUGGUGCUUUUUAAGCCUGCCUUUUACUAUCUUAAAAAGUGUAGAAAAUUGUGUUCUGCAGCUAUGGGUGCUGUCUUCUGGGUGGGUCGAGAGAGGUCUGUCUGUUCAGUGAGUGUACCAUAAUUGAGGAUGAAGGGAGUGAAGACAUCAUCUCAAGUCACAACACGGGGGAGGAAAACUUGUGUCACACAGGAGAGGGCCUAAAUAUUCUAGCUGAGCUCUUAGGAUAAGGUUUCUCUACCACUCCAUCUCUUUCCCCCUUAAAUUCCAAUGUAAGGAACUAGAAUUACUUUUUUAAAAAAAGCAAAAACAAAGAGCAGUGGUAGUUCUUGAAUUCUGUGGUAUUUAAACUCCAUCAUUUCCAUAAAGUUAGUCCCUUUACCUAACCUUUAGCAGGAGAUAACCUCUUUGAAUGAGACAGAGAAUUGGAAGACUGCUUUCUCUUUAAAGGUAAUGUACAGCUGCGUUAUUUAUUUAUUAUCAUGUACAAUUAGCACAGGGUGAAAUAGAUUUGCAGUUUGACAGUUUUUAAAAUUAAGCUCUUCUCAAUCUGUAGUACCUUAGAGGGUGUUCCCUUUAUUCCACUUAAAAACACUGAGUUGAAUACAGGGAUAGCUGUUCCAUGAAUAAAAAGUUGUCUGUAGAAACUAUAACUCUUCUGAGGGACUUGCCUAAAUGAUACACAUUUUUGGCCAAUAUUAGUGACUGAGGGAAAAAAAAUUUCUUCCUGGUGCCUAACUCUCAUCUUCUUUCCCUCUUUUAUCAUGUGAGGAAAAGAUGAAGUAAAAGCAAUAAGCUGAUCAAAAUACUAAAGUUUUGAUGAUCUUACGACAUUUGGUGCUUCACAUACUUGAAAACAGACGCAAACAGUAUCUCCACACUCCAUGCUGGUCAGAGAUUCCUGUACCAGUAUGAUUUAUCCUCUCUUCACAGCUAGUGACAGUUGUCAGUUGUGUGUAACUGGUUAGUGUAGGUUCUAAUCUAACACCUCUUACAGAGAUCACACACUGUCAACCUGUUGUGAGGCGUGUUGUUUACAGUUUGUUCCCAAAUUAUGUGGCUUAAUUCUGAGAAUCUUCAAUCGAGUGAGUGUGCAUUAUGAUUCUGAUUGUGUUUAUUAGCUGCAGCAUAAAGCUGUUCCACAUAUUGUCAGAAAGGUAUAGGACUUGUCUGUUAUUUAAAGUGUACCGUAUCAUGUAUUGCUGUUUACAUGGAUGUUUUCCUACAGAUGCUUGAAGUAUCUUGCAUCAGGGUUUUGCUACAAUUUAGUUUUAUUUUCAACAAAAUUAGAAGCAUGAAAUUAGAACUGCUGAGUAUGUAGCACAGUAGGAUGUAACUCCUGAAAGGCUAUCCUGUUUGAUUGGAAGGGAAAGGUCUCUUCCUUAAUGGAAUCACCCACUUGGUUAUCUGGGUAUAAAAUACAGUUGAGUAUACAAUGACCAUUCCACUAAAUACAGCAAUUCUGUGUCCUUCCUCAAAACUGGUGCUCUUUUUGUUACAGUGAUACAGAAAAUCUUAAUCUGUCUUAAAUCUAUCAAUGUUUCACAAUAAAAUCAGGAAUUGUACUGAA
This is a messenger RNA of Haemorhous mexicanus (house finch), 4625 nucleotides long. It is a transcript of the gene TDG, whose product is annotated as thymine DNA glycosylase. Bases 1381 to 2601 code for a protein of 406 amino acids. Gene Ontology annotation, biological process: base-excision repair, AP site formation. Lineage: Eukaryota; Metazoa; Chordata; Aves; Passeriformes; Fringillidae. The record is from RefSeq and is a predicted model, not a curated record. Gene Ontology annotation, cellular component: nucleus. The transcript has 10 exons. Gene Ontology annotation, molecular function: mismatch base pair DNA N-glycosylase activity.